Molecule: messenger RNA, 1974 nt
Organism: Vigna unguiculata (cowpea)
Lineage: Eukaryota; Viridiplantae; Streptophyta; Magnoliopsida; Fabales; Fabaceae
Product: ammonium transporter 1 member 3-like
Biological process (GO): ammonium homeostasis; ammonium transmembrane transport
Cellular component (GO): plasma membrane
Molecular function (GO): ammonium channel activity
Source: RefSeq, a predicted model, not a curated record
CCUUAGAACGGUUGAGCACAAGGUAGCUACAUAACUACCAUUCAAAGUUUACACAUAUCGCAUAUCUCUAUUAAUAUACCAAUUUUCCCAUUUCUUAGUGCUUCACUUCACAAUGGGGGUUUCAUGGGAAGAAAGUGUGACUUAUUCCAUCAACGCAAUCUACCUUCUGUUCUCAGCGUACCUCGUCUUUGUGAUGCAAAUUGGGUUUGCCAUGAUAUGUGCAGGUUCGGUGCGUGCCAAAAAUGCUAUGAACAUAAUGCUCACAAACGUGGUUGAUGCAGUGGUUGGUAGCAUCUCCUUCUACCUCUUCGGUUUUGCAUUUGCAUAUGGCACUUCCAACGCUUUCAUCGGCACUCAUUUGUUUGCUCUAGCCCACAUUCCAAAUGCCACUUACGACUAUGCUUUCUUCCUUUACCAAUGGGCUUUUGCUAUAGCUGUCACAGGCAUCACAAGUGGAUCCAUAGCUGAGAGAACUCAAUUCAGUGCCUAUCUUGUUUUCUCGUUUUUCCUCAGUGGCUUUGUGUACCCAGUUGCGGUUCAUUGGGUGUGGUCAUCCAGUGGUUGGCUCAGUCCAAGUUCAACUCACUUGUUGUUGGGCUCAGGAGCCAUUGACUUUGCCGGGAGUGGAGUGGUGCAUUUGGUUGGUGCAGUUGCCGGGCUUUGGGGGUCCAUCAUAGAAGGCCCACGGACCGGAAGAUUCGAUGCUUCGGGCAGGCCCAUGCCUCUGAGAGGCCAUAGUGCAACACUAGUUGUGCUUGGAACGUUUUUGCUGUGGUUUGGUUGGUUUGGAUUCAAUCCAGGAUCCUUUGACAAGAUCCUUGUAUCCUAUCCCGGCACGUCGGAUCAGGGUAAUUGGACCUCGGUGGGUCGAACUGCCGUGACAACCAUAUUAGCUGGUUCGACGGCCGGGAUAGUUACCCUGUUUGGUCGACGGUUGUUAGUCGGCCACUGGGAUGCGAUGGAUGUGUGCAAUGGCUUGCUUGGUGGGUUUGUUGCCAUCACCUCCGGAUGCUCUGUUGUUGAGCCGUGGGCCGCCAUUAUUUGCGGGUUUGUGUCGGCUUGGGUUCUGAUUGGGCUGAACAUUGUGGCCCUAAAGUUGAACUAUGAUGAUCCAUUAGAGGCAGCCCAAUUGCAUGGAGGGUGUGGCACUUGGGGUUUGUUGUUUACUGGGUUGUUUGCCAAAGAGGAGUUUGUGAUUCAAGUGUAUAAUUCUGGUGAGAUUGGGGUUUCAAGACCCUAUGGUGUCCUACUUGGAGGUGGUUGGGGAUUGUUUGGAGCCCAAGUGAUUGAGAUUUUGACAAUCUUUGGAUGGGUAAGUGUAACAAUGGGCCCUAUAUUCUAUGCCCUGCACAAGCUUGAGAUAUUGAGAAUUCCUGUUCAUGAGGAAGUUACUGGCCUUGACAUUUCUUGUCAUGGAGGCUAUGCUUAUGCUCCAGAAAACUAUCAUCCCAGACUUUAUGGAGAUUACAUGCCUAUUCAACAUACCCUGUCCUAGUUUCAUUUCUGUGUGACAUGUCUGUUACUUUUUCCUUGGUUAUGUUGUGGAUUAGCAUUUUUUAAUGAUUGGAAUAAUUUUAGAUUAUUGAAUAAUAUUCAUUAAACUCUAGCUCUCAGAUAAAUUUCCAUUUUCUUUUCGGUAAGAACACAGAUAGAAGAGUGGCACUACAUGUGUUUGGUUCACUCGUUUUGGAUGAGACUUUUCACCAGGGAACACGAACAAAAAAGGCAUUAACAUCAAAGUAGAUGAUGAGAGGGACAAGUUCAGUUGGGUUCGUGUUAUGCUUCAACAUGCUUCGAAAUAUCAUGAAUAAAAGGAAUCUUGUAAGUGAGUGGAUCCCACACAAUGGAUAGACAUGAUUCUGUCACUUUCACGUCCUUUUCAACAGUCAUUUGCUGCAUCCGUAGUAAUGAGUAUCAUUGAAUUUGGAUAAAAAGAAUUUGUAUCAUUGACUUAUUAGGCCUAACCGUGUUAAG